AUGUCUUUGAAGUAUUUAUCUCAAAAAAUUGCUCAAACAAUUGAUCAAGAAUUAAUGUCACCAGCUGGUGGUGGCUUUUCAAUUGAUCAGUUGAUGGAACUUGCAGGAUUAAGUAUUGCUCAAGCGGUUGCUCAUGUUUAUGAUAAAUCAAACCAUUCACGUAUUUUGGUUUGUUGUGGUCCAGGAAAUAAUGGCGGAGAUGGUUUAGUUGCAGCAAGGCAUCUUUCACAUUUUGGUUAUCAACCCAAGAUUUAUUAUCCAAAACAAACUAAUAAAGAAUUAUAUCAGAGAUUAGUUCAACAAUGUAAAAAUCUUCAAAUUGCAAUUUCAAAUAAUUUACACGAUCAUUUAGAAAAGAGUGAUCUUGUGAUAGACGCUAUAUUUGGUUUUAGUUUUCAGGGCGAAGUGAGAGAUCCUUUUAAAAAUGAUAUUCAGCUUCCAAUUGUUUCGAUUGAUAUUCCAUCAGCUUGGGAUGUUGAGAAAGGUAAUGUUGAUAAUGUUGGUUUUACUCCAUCAAUGUUGAUUUCUCUUACCGCACCAAAGCUUGGUGUAAAACAAUUUAAUGGUAGACAUUUUCUUGGUGGAAGAUUUAUUACACC
Messenger RNA from Entrophospora candida, 599 nucleotides. NCBI's taxonomy places the organism in Eukaryota, Fungi, Glomeromycota, Glomeromycetes, Entrophosporales, Entrophosporaceae. The record is from the annotation of a GenBank genome assembly.